Andrographis paniculata is the source of this 1297-nucleotide messenger RNA. Its product is annotated as transcription factor bHLH36-like. The transcript has 3 exons. Gene Ontology annotation, cellular component: RNA polymerase II transcription regulator complex. NCBI's taxonomy places the organism in Eukaryota, Viridiplantae, Streptophyta, Magnoliopsida, Lamiales, Acanthaceae. The record is from RefSeq and is a predicted model, not a curated record. Gene Ontology annotation, molecular function: RNA polymerase II transcription regulatory region sequence-specific DNA binding; protein dimerization activity; DNA-binding transcription factor activity, RNA polymerase II-specific. Gene Ontology annotation, biological process: regulation of transcription by RNA polymerase II. Bases 294 to 1067 code for a protein of 257 amino acids.
AAGUUAUUUUAAUCUCACAAGGGCUCCAUUAUUUCCUUCUUCCCCAAUUUAAUUUAUUAUCAAUUUCCAAAUUACAGAUCCAUGGAAGAAUCAAUCCUACCUCCACAAAGCCUACCAGUUAUAUAUCUAUGCACAUAUAUACAUAUAUAUGCAGAAAGAUCUCACAGCACAGCAGAGCACCAAAACGACCAACCAAAUCCCAUUAUAUAUCACAAAAACCCUCUCCCAAAUCCAUUUGAAAAAUUAGGGAUUCCGAUCUCAAGAUCUUCCUUUAGAUUUAUUUAUUGAAGAUAAUGUUCUCUUUACAGGCCAGAGAUGAGCUGGUUUUUGGAAACCCUAAUUAUAUUAACAAUAAUAAUAAUAAUAAUUAUAAUUAUAAUAUUUCUCCUCAUCCUCAUCCUCAGCCAGCUGCAGACAAGAUCCUUCUUCUUCCCGAUCCAGCUAUCCAAAUUGCUCAUGGCGGUGGCGGCGGCGGCGGUGGCGCCGGUGGUGGUGCUCCAGCGAGGAAGAAAGAUGUCCUGUCAGGACAAAGUAGGGUUUUGCAUCGGGAAAUCGAGAGGAGGAGAAGACAAGAUAUGUCUAAUCUUCAUGCCAAGCUAAGGGGACUUCUUCCCAUCGAGUUCAUCAAGGGCAAACGAUCGAUUUGUGAUCACAUGCAAGAAGCCGUGAAUUACAUCAAAAACAUCAAGAGCAACAUCGAUGAACUGCGAAUUCGCCGAGAUAAGUUGAGAAAAUCUUGUGAUCAUUUAUCAAGGAAAGAAAUAUUAAUUGGCGAAACCUCCUCAAAUAAUAUUGGGAAUAAUAUAAUUUCACCUAAUUUUGUGAUGGUGAGCCUCGCCGGAGAAGGUUUGGAAAUUCUGAUCAGCUGCCGCUAUAUAAACACCGAUUUCCGGCUAUCGAAGAUGCUCGCCCAGCUGCUCGAAAAAAAUAUCAGUGUGGUUAGCUGUGUCUCUACCAACACAAAGGGGAGGUUUCUCCAUAAAAUCCAUGCUGAGGUGAGUGAUGUGUCAAGGAUUGAUCUAUUGGUCCUGCAAGAAAGACUGCAAGAAUCCAUCGAUCUUAAUUAACAGGCGAUGAGCUAGAGAGAGAUAGGGGAGAGAGAGAGAGAGAGAGAGAGAGUAAUUUGGCUGUUGGGGAAUUGAAUCUCAAAUUAUUUCUGGUUUAGGUCAUUAUAUUCAUUUUCAUAAUUGAUGCUUAAUUAUGUUAUUGCACUGGAUCUGGUGGAUCGUCUUCAUGCUUUCACUUCCUGUAUAUAUAAAAAUAAAUAAAAUUAAUAAUGUGCAUAUGUAUAAAUAUA